AUGGUCAUUCCGAUCAGUUGCUCGAAUUUCACGGACGGCCUUCGAAACUCUCUGCCGCAUUGGCCAACAUCCUCGCUUACUCUGGCCAUAUCUGCCAUUCUAGUUUUGAUACCGCUUCCUCAGGAUUCCCAUCUUCCUGUGGAUUCCAGCACACCGCUGAAACGAUCCUUGGCACAUCUCUUCGCCGAAGCGGCAUUCGAUGAGGUGGAUAACGAGAUUGACAGAAUUACCCGAGCAUCUUCCCGUGCUAGUGAUGUAUUCAACGAGCAAAUAAGCCUCGAUGAAUCAUCUCGGCUGUAUCCAAUUCUUGCUCUUGUUGUAUUGAGUGUCUAUGAAUACUGCCAAAGAGGUAGCAUUUCUCGUAUGCGCGGUCGCGCUAAUCAAGCAGUGACUGCCGCAAUGGAUCUAUCACUUCAUGCUCUUGGCCAUACGUCAACAGAGGCAGAGCGUCGAACAUGGUGGAGUGCCAAGCUGAACAAUCGUUGA
Messenger RNA from Penicillium nucicola, 486 nucleotides. RefSeq lists its product as uncharacterized. The record is from RefSeq and is a predicted model, not a curated record. Bases 1 to 486 code for a protein of 161 amino acids. Lineage: Eukaryota; Fungi; Ascomycota; Eurotiomycetes; Eurotiales; Aspergillaceae. The transcript has 2 exons.